CUGCCCCAGAAUCAAGACAUUGUGGAGAAGCUGAGCUCUUAUUUUAAACCCGCCCUCCGGAGAGAUCUCAUUUCCCCAAAACCUCCCAUUUUCUCUCUCUCUCUCUCUCCUUCUGUCCCUCUCGUCCUUCUUUUUCUUUACCUAUGUUUCCCGUCUUUCGCUUUAGCCCCCACUCUAGAACCAUGGAUCUCACAACGAGAUGUUUGUUUCUUCUAUCCUGCGUUCGCAUGAUUUCAGCAAUCGAUUUGGAAGCAAUUGAACCAAGCUACUAUGUAGAGCCCGCUACCUCCUCAGACGUGAUCGACUACAAGGAUCCAUGUAAAGCUGUUGCCUUUCUAGGAGACAUUGCCCUGGACGAGGAGGACAUGCGCAUGUUUAAGGUGGACCGGAUAGUGGACCUGGCCCGCCACACUGUCCAGACCUUCAAUCACACAGACGCAGGAUCGACUACCAAUCAAAACGGAGCUGUGUCCAACCGAGGUACACACCGUAGGAAAAGGGCGGCAACCUCCAGACCUGAGAGGGUGUGGCCAGAGGGGGUCAUACCGUACGUCAUCAGUGGAAACUUCAGUGGCAACCAGCGGGCCAUCUUUCGGCAGGCUAUGCGUCACUGGGAGAAGCACACCUGUGUGACCUUCAUUGAGCGCACGCAGGAGGAGAGCUACAUUGUGUUCACCUACCGGCCGUGUGGGUGUUGCUCCUAUGUGGGCCGCAGGGGAGGAGGGCCCCAGGCCAUCUCCAUAGGGAAGAACUGUGACAAGUUUGGGAUCGUGGUGCACGAGCUGGGCCACGUGAUUGGCUUCUGGCACGAGCACACAAGGCCCGACAGAGACGACCACGUCAGCAUCAUCAAGGACAACAUCCAGCCAGGACAAGAGUAUAACUUCUUGAAGAUGGAGCCAGGGGAGGUGGACUCUCUGGGAGAAGUCUACGACUUUGACAGCAUCAUGCAUUAUGCCAGGAACACAUUCUCCAGAGGCAUCUUCCUGGACACCAUCCUGCCCCGCUACGACGUCAACGGAAUAAGACCUCCCAUUGGCCAAAGGACCCGACUGAGCAAAGGGGAUAUCGCACAGGCACGCAAACUAUACAAGUGCUCCAGAUGUGGGGACAGUUUGCAGGAGAGCAGCGGAAACUUUUCCUCGCCAGGCUUCCCGAACGGUUACUCGGCGUACAUGCACUGUAUCUGGAGGAUCUCUGUCACCCCUGGAGAAAAGAUCAUUCUGAACUUCACCUCCAUGGAUCUAUACAGGAGCCAUCUGUGCUGGUACGACCACGUCGAGAUCAGAGAUGGCUACUGGAGGAAAGCGCCUCUAAAAGGUCGUUUCUGUGGCGACAAGCUGCCAGAGCCAAUCAUCUCCACCGACAGCCGCCUGUGGAUAGAGUUCCGCAGCAGCAGCAACUGGGUGGGGAAGGGCUUCUCUGCCGUGUACGAAGCUAUCUGUGGCGGAGAGGUGAAGAGGGACAAUGGGCAGAUCCAGUCCCCCAACUACCCUGACGACUACCGGCCCAACAAGGUGUGCAUCUGGAAGAUCUCUGUGGCUCAGGGUUACCAUGUGGGCCUCACCUUCCAGUCGUUCGAGAUCGAGAGGCACGACAGCUGUGCGUACGACUACCUGGAGGUGCGUGACGGCAACUCUGAGAACAGCCCCCUGCUGGGCCGCUUCUGUGGCUACGACAAGCCCGACGACAUCAAGACCAGCUCCAACCAGCUUUGGAUGAAGUUUGUGUCUGACGGCUCCGUCAACAAGGCUGGCUUCGCCGCUAACUUCUUCAAAGAGAUGGACGAGUGCUCCAAGCCGGACAACGGUCGCUGUGAGCAACGCUGUGUCAACACUCUGGGAAGCUACAAGUGUGCCUGUGACCCAGGCUACGAGCUGGCCGCCGACAAGCGCAGCUGUGAGGCUGCGUGCGGAGGCUUCAUCACCAAGCUGAACGGCUCCAUCACCAGCCCCGGGUGGCCUAGGGAGUACCCCCCCAACAAGAACUGCAUCUGGCAGCUGGUCGCCCCCACCCAGUACCGCAUCACGCUGCUCUUCGACGUGUUCGAGACGGAGGGCAACGACGUGUGUAAGUACGACUACGUGGAGGUGCGCAGCGGCCUCUCUGCAGACUCCAGGCUGCACGGGAAGUUCUGCGGAGCCGAGAAGCCCGAGGCCAUCACCUCCCAGUACAACAACAUGAGGAUCGAGUUCAAGUCGGACAACACCGUAUCGAAGAAGGGCUUCAAAGCGCAGUUCUUCUCAGACAAAGACGAGUGCUCGAAGGAGAACGGGGGCUGCCAGCACGAGUGCGUCAACACGUUCGGCAGCUACAGCUGCCAGUGCAGGAGCGGAUUUGUGCUUCACGAGAACAAACACGACUGCAAAGAAGCAGGCUGUGACCACACUGUGAACAGUGUGGCUGGCACCAUCACCAGCCCCAACUGGCCCGACAAAUACCCCAGCAAGAAGGCCUGCACCUGGGCCCUCUCUACCACGCCUGGCCACCGCAUCAAAAUUGCUUUCAACGAGAUCGACAUGGAGGCUCACCUGGAGUGCGCCUACGACCACUUGGAGAUCUACGACGGGCGCGACGGCAAGGCGCCCAGCCUGGGGCGCUACUGCGGCACUAAGAAGCCCCCGCCCGUCAUGUCCAGCUCCAACAAGAUGUUCAUCCGCUUCUUCUCGGACAACUCGGUGCAGAAGAAGGGCUUCGAGGCCUCGCACACCGCAGAAUGCGGAGGUCGUCUGAAGGCUGAGGUCAAGACCAAAGACCUGUUCUCCCACGCCCAGUUCGGCGACAACAACUACCCCGGAGCAUCUGACUGUCAGUGGGUGAUCUCGGCGGAGAAGGGCUACGGCGUGGAGCUCAUCUUCCAGACCUUCGAGAUCGAGGAGGAGGCCGACUGUGGCUACGACUACAUGGAGCUGUUUGACGGCGCCGAUACCAAGUCCCCCAGACUAGGACGCUACUGUGGAUCUGGGCCUCCAGAGGAGAUCUACUCGGCCGGCGACUCCAUCGUCAUCAAGUUCCGCUCAGACGACACGAUCAACAAGAAGGGCUUCCACGUCCGUUACACCAGCACCAAGUUCCAGGACACACUGCACUCGCGCAAGUGACCCGCGGGGGUCGCGCUGGGUCGCGCGGGGCAGAAGGGCAGACGGAGGGGCCCUCAGGGCUGGCGCCAGCCUAAAGCUCGGAGACCUUCGGCCACCAAGAUGACUCAGAAACGACCGAACAGCCACAAGACAAGCCGCGCCCAGGGACGCAAGCUUCCCCCUCAGACUGUGAGGAGAAAAGCCAUUCUGCAGUAAACCUUGUUUUUACCUUUUUUUGUAUGGUUAGGAUCCGGGUGGGUGGGUAUUUUGUUUAGCCGGAUUCCGGGGGGAGAGUUUAUUGCCCCUCCCAUGUUUUUUUAAUUUUUGUUGUUUGUGUGUGUGGGGGGGGGUUUUAACGUUUUUUUCAUUUUUUUUUUUUUUUUGUUUAAAAAUUUAAAAACAUAAAUAAAUGAAAGGCCUCCCAUUGAGAGCAACAGUGGAUUCUCAGGACUUGUAGGGAGGCGGGUGUCAGCGAUACAGAUCCCUGCUUCUGUCGGCCUGACGACCACACCUGAGGGGGGGGGAGGGGGAGGAGGAGGGGGGGGGUGGUCCGGAGGGGACUCUCUUUGACCUAACCUCCCUCACUCCUCUGAGACGUAAGCUCCACUCCUCACCCUCUCAUCCCUCACCCCCCCAUCCCUUCUGUUUAAGGAUUCCUGUCCAUAAGAGUAUAUGAAGGACACCCUUGACUUGAGAUUUCGAUACUGUAAGUCAGAGAGUUGCAUGUAAUGAUUACAAUGGGUAUAGGAUACUGUACAGUUACAUCAGCCAUUUGUAAUUGGCAUUAUCCUGACAGCCAGUGUAGAAUUCUCAUUAUUACCAUUAACAAGGAAAAGUAAGGAAGCAGUUAUCUUAUUAAAGGACUAAUAAAUGAAUUCUUCUUGGUAAUUUCUCGCCAUUGACUGGCUGUUAACUGUACCUCUCUGUGUAAAGUUGUGUAUGGUGACCAUUCUAAGGAAGCUUGUGCUUUCCUCAGCUCAAACCAGUUAGCACUUUACAGUGAAUUGUUCGAAAAUCAUGAGCUUAUACAUUUUUGUAAAAUGCAAUGCCAUUUCACUUAUUUUCUAUUUUAUCUCAUUUUAUUACAUAAUUGUUUAGUUUUUUUGUUUUUUGUUGUUGCUCCAUUUAGUUUCUCAGGCAUACUUGAAAGAUGUGUGUGCCCUGUAACCUGGGGUAAUAAAGACAGUUGUGUGUCAGUCCAUGGACAGUUUGGAUUUAAA
Molecule: messenger RNA, 4300 nt
Organism: Osmerus eperlanus (European smelt)
Lineage: Eukaryota; Metazoa; Chordata; Actinopteri; Osmeriformes; Osmeridae
Gene: bmp1a
Product: bone morphogenetic protein 1a
Exons: 20
Coding region: 144-3101 (985 amino acids)
Biological process (GO): proteolysis
Molecular function (GO): zinc ion binding; calcium ion binding; metalloendopeptidase activity
Source: RefSeq, a predicted model, not a curated record